This is a messenger RNA of Capsicum annuum, 606 nucleotides long. RefSeq lists its product as uncharacterized. The record is from RefSeq and is a predicted model, not a curated record. The transcript has 2 exons. NCBI's taxonomy places the organism in Eukaryota, Viridiplantae, Streptophyta, Magnoliopsida, Solanales, Solanaceae. Bases 1 to 606 code for a protein of 201 amino acids.
AUGGCGGACAAAGUUACCAUUUAUUUGAAUAAUAACAAUGCUGAAGUUGUGGUUUUGUCUGGCUCUAACUUUAAACGAUGGAAAGAAGAUCUUGAAUUUGCUUUGGGUAUGGCUGACAUAGAUCAAGCCUUGCGUGAGGAUGAGCCUCCACCUCUCACUAAUUCUAGUAUAGCUGUUGAAAAAGAACUUCAUGCUAAGUUGGAGAGAUCUAAUAGGCUAUACAUCCUUAACUUUAGGAGGUCAAUUGCUAAGCACCCCAAAAGUGGCUUGCCUGAAACUAUCAAUGCCAAAAAGUUUCUUGUCCAAGCAGAAGAAAAGUAUCUUGUAUCCAAUAAGGCUAAGACUGAAGAUCUAAUAAAUAAACUUGCAGGGGUGAGGUAUGACUUUACUAGGAAUGUUAGAGAUUAUAUACUUAAGAUAGUCCAUAUUCAGUCCAAACUGAAAACUCUUGAAAUAACUCUUCCUGAUACUUACAUUGUUCACUCUGCUCUUAAUUCUUUGUCUGCUGAGUUUAGCCAAAUGAAAACUGCCUAUAAUACUCAGGAUGAAUCUUGGUCAAUCAAUGAUCUCAUCUAUAAAUGUGUUGUUGAAGAGGAGAAAAAUUGA